ACACGCAUUAUAAUUUACAAUCAUGUAGCAAGGAGGUUCAGCAUCAUUUUCUUCUUUCUCCUUUUCAAAAUCGACCAAAAUCUGUAGGCAUAUCUUGGAUAAAUCAAAGAGAGCAAAAUUAGAGAGCAACACUAGUUGACCAAGGCGGAGGUUAUGAGGGGAAGUGCGCCGUUGCCGCCGAGGCAUAUCUUGGACAACGCCGCGUCGAACGUUUCCGAUUACUACGUUUCGCGGCUGAAGCAAUGCUGCGAAGCCUACAACAUACGGCAAGCGAAACAGCUCCACGCGCACAUCAUCAAGAACCUCGUGGACCCGGAGCCUUUCUUGCUCAACAAUCUCAUCAAUGGGUACCACAAGCUGAGCAACACCGCCUAUGCACGCAACGUGUUCGAUCAAAUGCGCAGACCAAACCAUUUCUCGUGGAACACUGUCCUAUCCGUCUACUCGAAGCAGGGGGACGUUGCGAAUAUGGAGAAGAUGUUUAAUUUGAUCCCACGUAAAGAUGGGGUGUCGUGGAACUUGGUGAUAUCGGGUUAUAUAAAAUGCGGGUUGAUUGACAAGGCUUUGGAGGCUUAUAGAUCGAUGUUGAGGCACGGGUUGGAGAGCCUGAACAGGAUCACGCUUUCCACGGUUAUAAUAGUGCUGUCAAAAAAGGGUUGGGUGAAUUUGGGAGGGGUGGUUCAUGCGCAAGUAGUGAAGCUCGGAUUCGAGUCGUAUGUUUUCGUGGGGAGUCCUUUAGUUGAUAUGUAUGCAAAAUGUGGAUUGAUAAGGGAGGCCAAGCGCGUGUUUGAUGAGUUGCCGGAGAGGAAUCUGGUUGUUUACAACACGAUGCUUAUGGGUUUUCUGGGGUGUGGGAUGUUGCAAGAAGCAUACAGUUUGUUUGGAUGUAUGCCUGAGAAGGACGCGAUUUCUUGGACGACCAUGAUCACUGGGCUAACACAGAAUGGGAUGAAUAGAGAGGCGCUGGAGCUGUUACGAGGAAUGAGAUUGAAUGGAGUGAGUAUGGAUCAGUUUACUUUUGGAAGUGUGUUGACUGCUUGUGGAGGUCUUUGUGCAUUGCAAGAAGGGAAGCAGAUUCAUGCAUAUCUGACUAGAACUGAUUAUAUCGAUAAUAUUUUUGCAUCAAGUGCACUUGUUGAUAUGUACUCAAAGUGUGGUGACAUCAAGAACGCGGAGAGAGUUUUCAGGAAGAUGUCGUACAAGAAUAUUGUGUCGUGGACUGCCAUGUUAGUAGGCUACGGUCAGAAUGGGUACAGCGAGGAAGCUGUGCGGAUAUUCUGUGAGAUGCAGAGAAACGGAGUUGAGCCGGAUUAUUACACUUUAGGUAGUGUAAUAAGCUCUUGUGCAAAUCUGGCCAGCCUCGAAGAGGGAACUCAGUUUCAUGGUCAAGCAAUGGCGUCGGGUUUGAUUGCCUUUAUAACCGUCUCCAACGCACUUGUAACCAUGUAUGGUAAAUGUGGCAACAUCAAAGAGUCGCAUCAGUUGUUCAAUGAGAUCAGAGUGAAGGAUCAAGUGACUUGGACUGCAUUGGUUUCCUGCUAUGCGCAGUUUGGAAAAGCUAACGAGACCAUCGGUUUAUUUGAGGAAAUGUUGGCUUGUGGCCUCCAGCCAGACGGAGUUACCUUUGUUGGGGUUCUCUCUGCCUGCAGCAGGGCCGGGUUUGUGGAGAAAGGCCGCCAUUAUUUCAUGCUAAUGGUGGAUAAAUAUGGAAUUAGGCCAGUUCUUGAUCACUACACUUGCAUGAUUGAUCUAUUUAGUCGAGCUGGGCAGUUAGAAGAAGCCAAGAACUUCAUACUUGAAAUGCCUUGCCGUCCUGAUACAAUUGGUUGGUCUACGCUGCUGAGUUCAUGUAGAAACCGUGGUAAUAUUGAAAUAGGAAAAUGGGCUGCAGAAUCUCUUCUUGAACUGGAUCCACAUAACUCUGCUGGCCAUGUGUUGCUUGUCAGCAUCUACGCUGCUAAAGGGGAAUGGGACGAGGUGGCUCAGUUGAGAAAAGGAAUGAGAGAGAAGGGAGUCAGGAAGGAGCCAGGAUGUAGUUGGAUCAAGUAUAAGAACAAAGUGCACAUUUUCACCGCUGAUGAUAAGUCAAGCCCGUUUUCGGAUCAGAUAUACCGAGAGCUGGAGAGACUCUGCGAUAAAAUGAGAGAGGAGGGAUAUGUGCCUGAUGUGAAAUCUGUCCUGCAUGAUGUUCAGGAGUCGGAGAAACUGAAGAUGCUGAACCAUCAUAGUGAAAGGCUGGCAAUUGCAUUUGGUUUGCUUUUCGUUCCCCCUGAGUUGCAGAUAAAAGUGGUGAAAAACCUCCGCGUUUGUGAUGAUUGCCAUAAUGCAACCAAAAUCAUUUCGAAGAUCACCCAGCGAGAAAUUCUUGUUAGAGAUGCUGUACGGUUCCAUUUAUUCAAAAAUGGGGAAUGUUCUUGUGGAGACUUUUGGUAGUGGAUCUUGUUUGUGCUAAAGAGAUGCCGGAAGCCUCCAAACUUAGUAGGAGGAUGGCUGAAAGUUGCAGAGUUCAGGACUGGAUCUCGACUGAUUCAAGAUCAAGUACAGAAUGAGUCGUUAAGUUUUUUAUUUUCAGUGAUGAUUGAAUAAGCAUUCAGGAAUGCUCCUGAGUGACGACUGGCUUAUUGGAAGAAUUGAUGCAGUGAAAUAGCUUAAAACAAUAAAGAGAUUGAAAUCAUACUACAGGCAAACUACAAGAUAUUUGUACUAAACCCUCGAAAUCUUGAAUCGAAAGCUUAAUGAAGGACAGAUAUGGAAGCUGAUGUGAGAUGUACUCUUGGUCGUUCACUUCAUUCUUCUGACUCUUCUUUCAAUGUUUUUGUUGGGUCUAAUUCCCUGCUCUGUGUGCUCUGCACAAAUUAGCUCAUGAUGGUGAAUGUUUGGGCAGGACCAGAGUCGAUGUUACUGGAGUAGAAAGAUGUUAGGCAAUUUACCUGAAUACGAGUGCAGAUGUCUAUGACUUCAGGAAGUGGUGCCCAGUCGCCAAAGUUUCUCUCAAUGAACUGGUACGCGAUCCCACUUUUACCUUUGCCAACUAUGAAGAGUCCACCUUUGAUCUCACCUUCACCCUUAAAGUUAUUUUGCAUGCCCGAAGCUUUUGCUCUCCUGUAGUUAGCGAUGGCUCUAGGAUUGAGUAAGAAACCGGAUAUGAACUUGUCUUUGAGCAGCUUCCCUCCACCAAGAGCCUUGAAGAACUCCUGUCCCCUGUCAUAGAGCACGGCACCACCCCAGUAUCGUGGCCAGAAAUCUUUUAUCUGAAACCAUUAAAUUUGUUUCAUUAAUUGUCGUUUUAGUCAUGUCUCAUGAUGCAUAAUAAUCUGAGAGAGAAAUUGAACCUCUGACUCUAUGUGCUCAUGAAUUACUGCAAAUAGUUGAAUCCCAAGAGCAUCAAAUAUAGGUUUCUUGGAGUAGAGUUGGUGCGCUUCAGCUCGGCACAUGAUGCACCUGAUUGCAUAAAUAUGGGUUAAUUACAAUUUAUGACCUGAACUUUAGGGCUUGCUUGAUUUAUGAAAUCGUACCCAGGCCUACGAAUGCAGACAAAGAUAGCCGGUUUCUCUCGCCACAACUCUGAAGUCUUCAUCGGUGGUGUCUUUGACUUGAUCAACCGCUCCAUUCCAAUCUUGUAUUCUGGAGUUAGUUUCUGGACGGAGAUAUUCUCUAUCGUGGUGUAGGGAGCUACGUUCUCGACUACUGGGGGAGGUUCCAUGCAGCCACACACCCUAGGCUCUGCCGGCAUUGCUGCUACAAUUCCCUUGAAGACAUAUCCAUCCUUGAUUUUAAAGCUCGCCAUGGACUGUUCCAAUGUUAAAUCAGAACCAGAACUGCUUCUUCCAGAUGAUCUCAGCGUAACAAGUUUAUUGGAGUUGGCAGGUGUGAGCUGACUCUUAUUUAUGCUACUAUUUCUGGAGGGCAAGUUGUUUCGCCUCCUUGCUGGGAGGGUAUAUGAUGCUGGCAAUGGAUCUGGCGCACACGCAGUGCUUCUGUUCAUGAAACGAGCAAUAUGGCCUCGUUUCAUUCCAAACUGAGUAACUAGAUCUUCAUUACUCAAGCCAAGAAGCUCAGGCAAACCUUUCCCCGAAGCCUCUAAUUGAUCCCCGUACUGCAUCAGCGACCGGUCAUGCAGGAACAGUGUUGCUGUUAACCAAAGCGAGGUUGAGCGUCAGGUUUUGAUGAGGAAGCUUCGACAAGAGAUUAGCUGAAACUGCAUGCAUUUCCGUGAUCCUAGUAAUUUCGGCUGGAUUCUUGAUUAAGCUCCCAGGUUGUCCUUGAGUUCUGCAGAGUCUAUCCGAUAAUGUGUGUCCCAUGAAAGCUGAGAGCGCGAUGAGUAGCUUGAUUGAUGCAACCCCAAGCUCUUCAUUCGUGGUAUUGAUCAGUUCGAUCAGAUUAUAACUGGCUUCUGUCUCCUUGACAAUAGAAACAAUGGUAGCUGAUGCUUUUGGGAACUUGAUCAAGCACAGCAGGAUUCGGAUGAAGUUGAUAUUCAAGUCAUCAGGGCUCGUGCUCUUGAUUCUGUAGAUAACGUUGUAUACUAUGUAGUCUGAUGCCAUUGAGUGACCUUGUGUGCUGACAGGGAAAUUCUCGAGCUCCAGACCAGACUCGAGUAUGUUUGCAAGUAUUAUAGCUGCCUCAGAUUUUGAAUUCAUUGGUUCAUUGUGGAUCGUUCUUGUGAACAUCUCCUCAACCAUAGUCUGCAUUAUACCAGCUUCAACGAGUAUUCCUGCAUUCGGAUGGUAACACGAUAUCUGCUUCAAGGCCUUGAAUGCUGCAUUUUUGGUCACAGAAUUUCCACUUUGCACCAUUUGGAUCAGUGCUGGAGAAGCCGUCUCUGCUACAAACGCCAUGCUAUCAGUUCCAAGAACGAUCUCCCCUAGAUAACUCGCCAUCUCCAUUUUCAUCUCCUCACUGCCUGUUCAUUCAACUUCAUUAUAUAUGUUUACUUAUUUUUAAGUGAUUAUAUUUGCACCUAUUUCGUUGCAGGAAGAAACGGGGUACCUUCGACUAGAUGAGCUAGCAAUGGUUCCCAGUAUCCAUUUUCUGCCAUGAGCUUGAUGUUAUCUGGAAAAAUCUCCAAGUUCUUCAAGAUCUGAUCAGCUGUUUCUGAAGCAAAUGCAUCCGAGGAUUGUCUGUAUUUGACUGUGAUCAGCAUCAGAAUACCUCCAGCUACUGUCCCAAUCUUAUAACACGAGGAUUGGCAUUUUGAUAGCUCAAGCAGGAGUGACACAGAUGCAUGUCUCACAGAAUAAAAGUUUUGUACAAAUAUGAACCAAAAGAGAGAUUUUGAAGUGAACCACCUUCCCGUCUUCAUCAUCCUCGGCUAACUGUCUCAAUAACUCCAGCGUUACAUGUCUUACACCUCUGCUUCUGAAUUCAAGAAACUUCGUGAGCAGUGGAAUCAUUCCAAUGCUGCGAACCUGCACCUUGUUGUAUGGUUUACUCUUGCAGAUGCUUCGUAGAUCAUCGAUUGCUUCAAGUACCAUGUUCUCUGUACUGGCCAGAGAGAGUGCUGCUCGGGCGACCUUGAUUCUUGCAGCUUCAUUUCUCUCUUUCCACUCAUCAAUAGUUGCUUUGAAUGCUACAUUGCUAUUGAUAUUUCUGUUCUUUAGAGUUUCUCCUGAUUUUGGACAGACAAUUUCCGCUCCAUCGGCAAAUUUUUCGAACCAUUCAGUUAUUGCCUUUCUCUCAUAGGUCACUCCACUUUCUAUUGUUACAGGAUCUUCCAUGACCUUCUUCGUCAGAGGACAGAAAAACGUGUCGUAUAAUGGCUCCAUGUACUGAGCCAACUGUGGAAAUGCCAUCAAUGAGGAGCCACCACUCAAACUUUUGGGGUAAUUUCUGCCCAGGCUCAUCGAACUUUCUUGGUCUUGGCUGGCACUCAGAUACGACUGUGAUGUAUCUGAUAACUGAAGAUUCGUAGCAGAAGCAUCGGCAUCAACAGAAUACAGAUCUGUUUCCACUUGUUUCAUUUCUUCCUUUGAGGGAACCCUAUGAAGCUGCUUCCCUUUCGACUCUGAGCCAUGAGAUGGACUGACAGAAAAUGAAACAUCUUUCAUCUCCUUUGAGAGAGCCUUAGCUGCCCAUUCUGUGUAUUCAUGGUUUCCAUAUGUCGACAAAGGUAUUAGGCUAAGGUUCUCCCCUAUACCUCUCACAACAUCUUCAAGUUGCUUCAGCAUACUUGUGAAGUUGGGAUAUCUUAAAGUCUGUGUGUUUUUCCCUAAUUUUGCAGUGAAGCUCUUGGCCAACUCUACUUUGUUGCACAGAGAUUGUAAGAUCUCAGUUGUAUUUGUUGGAGUAUUCCAGUUUAUGUGAAGCUCCAUGACUAUGGCAGAUGCCCGAUAAAAGAAGCAGCCGAUUUCAAUGAAAAUCUCUUUCUCUACUUGUAUGUGUAUCACUGACUUAAUGAUUUCUGCAAUACUUGCCAACAAGGACUCAGCAAGUCUGCUAAGUGGACUCCUCUCAUCCCUCAACUGGAGAGAGUAAAAAAUCAAAUUUAUCAGACACAAAAAAAGGAAAAUCUAAAUAUCCUCAACAUUGAGAAUUUGUCUGAAGAUUGGAUGUCAGGAGAUGGACUCGGUCAGGCGUCAACUAAUCAAGGUUUCAUCUUCCAAGCCUUUUGCACCAACUCUAUUACUAUAUCAAAUGUUAGCUGAAGAGGGAUACGUACUGACUGCCAGCAAAGAGCCACGAAGAAACGAAGUCGUUUUUGUAAGGUUGCAGAACGGCCAGUUCACUACUUUUUUAAAAGAAUAAGUCCACUAGUUUCUUCAUCCUUGCUGAUGUAGUGAAAUGUCGCCUUCAUUACACACUUGGUAACAACUACUAAGAAGAGUAGAUAUUCUUCCUUUGACAUUUUUUGUCCCAAGAUGCAUAAUGUUAUCAAUAGUUCAAUACCAUUGAUACGAGUCGUUAAACUUGAUGCAGUUUACUGAGUCAAACAGAUAUUAUAAUAUCCAAAUGUGAUUUUAUUUGGGGUUA
Molecule: messenger RNA, 6969 nt
Organism: Salvia miltiorrhiza (redroot sage)
Lineage: Eukaryota; Viridiplantae; Streptophyta; Magnoliopsida; Lamiales; Lamiaceae
Product: putative pentatricopeptide repeat-containing protein At1g68930
Exons: 5
Coding region: 154-2433 (759 amino acids)
Biological process (GO): RNA modification
Molecular function (GO): protein binding; RNA binding; zinc ion binding
Source: RefSeq, a predicted model, not a curated record